GCUUGAGGAGCGUGUAGCUUUAAUCCAAGUCAACGCGAUUUCUGCAGAGUGAGAGAAGCAGCCAGCAGCCAGCUGCGGUCACACACACACUCACACACACUCAUACACACACACACAGGCUCUCGGAUGAAGGCGACAGCACAGGUCAGACUAGCUUAGAGGCGGCUGAGGCUACAGAGAGAAACGCUGCGGCUGUAGUUUCAGAUCACAUUUCACUCCUAGAUUUUGUUGUCUGAGCUGCUACUUGAGAUAUCUGACAUUUUUCCAGAAGAUUGAGUCCAUUCACCCCCAAUAUGGACACCAUAUUGGACAGUUUUGCCUCGGACAAACUUUUCCCCAAUUCCAACCUGUUGGACCUGGAGGACCUGAAUGAGAGUGAUUUCCUUACCAAUGUGCACUUCUCAGAACAGAUGGAGGACUUCUCCAAUGAACUCUUCAGCAACUUCUUCGAUGAGCACAUGCUAGCUGAGAGGACGCCGCUGCUGGACCUCGAGCUGGAGCCCCCGAACCCUGACAUCCAGCAGGAACACAGCUACUCCCUUAGCGGAGACUCUGCCCCUCAGAGCCCCUCCAUGCCAAUUAAAUCAGAUGGCGAUGACGAGGGCAUGUGGGCAUUCAGUCAGGACCUCACGGCCAUCCUGGUGAAGCAAGAACCCAACCUGCUUUCUGAACCAUCAAUCACCACGGCGUCCCCAAUGGCCACCUCCAGCACUGCUGCUCAGCCCCUCACCCUCGCCCCACCACCACAGAGACGCAAUACUCACGACAAGGGUGACAGAGAACAGAGUAAUAACACUGUACCAACUAUCAAAGCAGAGCCCAGAGACGCCAGCCAGUUCCUUAGUGUCCCCACUGAAGAGCACCUACAGCUCCCUCCCACUCCUCCCAGCAGCCACGGCAGUGACAGCGACGGAUCACAGAGUCCUCAUUCGCUGCCUCCAUCCAGCCCUGCCCGGAUGCAGAGUCCCCAUUCGUUGCCCCCUUCUAGCCCCGCCCGCCUGCAGGCUCGCUCCUCUGUGGCCAUCUCCUCCUCUCCACUUCUGACUGCUCCCCAUAAGUUGCAGGGAACAUCGGGCCCUCUGAUGCUGACAGAGGAGGAGAAGAGGACGCUGAUGGCCGAGGGUUACCCCGUUCCCAACAAACUGCCCCUGACCAAGACAGAGGAAAAGGCACUCAAACGAGUGCGCAGAAAGAUCAAAAACAAGAUCUCCGCACAAGAGAGCCGUCGCAAGAAGAAGGAGUAUGUGGAGUGUCUGGAGAAAAAGGUGGAGAACUACACUUCAGAAAACAAUGAACUGUGGAAGAAGGUGGAGACUCUUGAAAGUGCAAACAGGUCUUUGCUGCAGCAGCUGCAGAAGCUUCAGGCUCUGGUUAGUGGAAAAGUGCCUCGCUCCUGCAAGAUGGCUUCAACACAGACCGGUACCUGCCUCAUGGUGGUGGCGCUGUGUUUUGUGCUGGUUUUGGGCUCACUGGCUCCCUGCCUGCCCGAGCUGUCCCUCUACUCUUCUUCCUCAUCAUCCCCACCCUCACACACGGUGAAGUCCACCCCGCUUCCCUCGGCUGACCUCUACACCACCAGCCAGGUCCGCUCCCGCAGCCUGCUCUUCUAUGAGGAGGGUUCCCCGCUGGAGGCCAGCCACGGGGGCAUGCUGAGUGUGGAGAGAGGGGAGGGGGCGCCGCGCCAAUACACACAGGACCUGAGAGAGACCCACCAUGAGCAGACUCACGCCACUCACCUCAGCAGGUACCUGAGCCCAACCCAGCCAGACAACAACAGCAGCGCGACCCCCCUCCCCCACCAAGAGCAACACUACCACACACGAGAGCGUGAUCCUAAAGGAGGGGCCGAGUAUUUCUAACGCCUCUGAGCGGAGCUGCCGGCAACACGCAGGCCUCCGCUGACUCUGGACCAAGAGUUCACCAUAUGCCCAUGGUCGCCCCCUAGUGUUACCACUCCAACGCCCUAUAGACCCCACAAAUCAACAUCAUCAUCACCAUCAUCAUCAUCAUCAGCACCACUCUCAGACGUGCCCUCCUGUAGAGGACGAACAGAAAGAAAAGGCAUGAGAGAGAGGAAGAGGAGGAGUGAAAGCAUCCACCAAAAUGUUAUGACUGUCAGUAAACGAAUGAGUGAAUGAAUGAGGCUGUGAGUUAGUGUAUUUGUCAGUCAUUGUUUUAAUAUGGGGAGUUUGCAGCUUGCCGCACAUAUAGAUAGGUAGGGGAAUCUUUUGUUUUUAAUGUAAUUUUUUCUUCCUCUUAUACCACACCACUGUCACCCGGAGCUGGUAUUCUAUUCUUCCUUCAAAAAUCUCUCUUUCUCUCUGUUACCUUUUCAAAAAAAUGUUUUCCAGUACUGGUGUAAUCACAGGUGCCUGAUUUUCACAUUGUCUUAUCCUCACGCUUAGUUUCUUUUUAUAGCUUUAGUUUAAUACACAGUUUAAUAGCUUUUUGUUCUUCUUUUUUGUUUCAACAGGAUACCAUACAAACUGUUUAUCCAAUGAGUUAAAGCUGGACUGCACUUGUUUUGCACUAGGAAAACGCAUUGAUUUAAGUGCCUUUAAAUUCUUUUUCAGCCCAAUGUAGUCAUAUUUAAAUGUUGCUACUUUUAUCAACUUCUAGACUCCUCUCAUAGACUCCUUUUUUCUUUUUUGCUUACUUUUACUGAGAACUGAUAAAGGUAUUUUAUUUUAUGUUUUUUGUACUAUUUUAAAAAGGUAGAUGCAUUUGUACUGAAUUGAAAGUAUCCAUAAUAUAUUAUAGUAUUGUCAGCAUUCCAAAAAGAGCAUAUUUAUUUUAUGCACAAAAAAAGAAAAGUGAAAACUGUUGUUCUUUAUAUAUAUAUAUAUAAAUAGUAUAUAAUUGUUAAGGAUGAUGUAAAGUUUACAUGAUCUUGUUGUUCGUAACUGUUAAACAGUUUUUGUGUUAUCUUUAUUCUGUAUAAAGAAAAGAACGUUUUGUAAAUAGGGGGGUUUGAACCAGGACAAUCAGCUGUAAGACCUACACACAGUUAGAAAUUUCUCAAUGUUGUUUUUGGUUUUUUUAUUGUUCUUUUUUUUAUUAUUAUGGAGAUUAAUAUUUUUAAAGUAGCCUAGUUUUAUUAAGACAUAUUAUUUGCCCGAGAUGACAACAUCUUAAAAGUGGAUGCCUUGGAUAAAAAAAAAAAAAAAGACAUUGACAAUGUUGUAAAUCAUAUGUAAAAGUUGCAUUUAUUAAUUUUAUUUUUAUCUUUCAAGCCUUUUACUUCAGUAUUCUGAUUGCCCGAAAAAAUUCACAGUUUGUAACAAGUCUCCAAUUCAGUUUGUACUAUAAUAUACAUAUGGUAGCUGUCAUGCAUUUUUGUACAGUGUGACUCACAAUUCCAUCUUUAAUAGUUUUAAAUGUUUGUUAUUUGGUAAAGGGAUAGAACCACAUCAUUUGACUGGCCAUAAGUUCAUUUUAUUGUACUGAAUUUUCAACCCAUGGAUUUCUGAACCGUUCACACUGUGUUUUGUGAUCCGGUCUGUGUCUGUUUGUUCAAGCUGUAAAACUGGGAGUGUGCAGUAUGUGUUGUUUGUAUCUUCCUAAAAGAACCCCGUCUAGGUUUAAGCCUGGUUCUUCAGCUCUGUCCUGGUGAAAUGUUUGAAUGGGCUUGGCUUGGUUCUAAAUGUAGCCUCUAAAAGAACCUGAGCUGAGUUAAGUAGGUGUUAAAACUAGGUUCAUGCAGAGUGUAGGAUAUGGCAUGGAGUAAAUGCUGUGUUCUACAUUUGUUUAGCUGGAGAAUUUGCUUUAAAACUUUUGAUGUAAUUGCUGUUGGUGCCGCCUGUGUCCUUGUCAAUUCUGUGGCCUUUUGUAUAUAUGAUAUUCAUGCCCAAUGCUAGCUGUAAAUAUGGAGUAUGUAUUUUUAUAUUUCUGAUGCAUUUUGGUAUUCACUAUGCGCCUUUUGGAGGGGUGGGAUUGGGGGGUGGACCUCAUUGUGGACCAUUUGGCACUGUUUGGUAUCUUGCUGCAUGUAUCUCUGUGCUUGGAACUCCUCUGCCAGCCUGUCUGUUUUCUGUCUAUAUUAUUCAAGUAGAGUUAGAAUGAAGCAAAAUACAAAAAUUUGCAGAAGCAAA
This is a messenger RNA of Astyanax mexicanus (Mexican tetra), 4091 nucleotides long. It is a transcript of the gene creb3l1, whose product is annotated as cAMP responsive element binding protein 3-like 1. Gene Ontology annotation, biological process: regulation of transcription by RNA polymerase II. The record is from RefSeq and is a predicted model, not a curated record. Lineage: Eukaryota; Metazoa; Chordata; Actinopteri; Characiformes; Acestrorhamphidae. Gene Ontology annotation, molecular function: DNA-binding transcription factor activity, RNA polymerase II-specific; cAMP response element binding. The transcript is spliced from 12 exons. The coding region runs from base 294 to 1859 and encodes 521 amino acids.